This is a messenger RNA of Exaiptasia diaphana, 2761 nucleotides long. RefSeq lists its product as uncharacterized. The coding region runs from base 730 to 1887 and encodes 385 amino acids. The record is from RefSeq and is a predicted model, not a curated record. Lineage: Eukaryota; Metazoa; Cnidaria; Anthozoa; Actiniaria; Aiptasiidae. The transcript has 4 exons.
UUAAACGUUUUCGAUUGUUAAUAAUCGAUCAAAACGUUAUUUUUUUAAACUUACUGAAUCGCUAGUGAUAGUGACGACGGUGAAAAGGCUUUAUUCGCACUUUUUGGUUUUCCUCCGCCGAUUUUCCGCUGAUCCUUGGCCACAAAGCGUUUUAUACAUGCUCUGUUAAUUCUACUUCGAUUUUGAGUUUUUCAAACAUUUCCUUAGGACAAGCCUCAGCUUUGUGGAAAAUAUUGGAAAUCUCGCCUAGCUUUUUGAAAGUUUAUGCAGUCGAAGUUUUGAUCGGGUGUUCGCUCCGGCUCCAACGUGAUCAAAGAUUCGAUCGAUCAAACGUUCGAUCCCGAUUCAAAGGCCCUAAAAUAUUAAUUUUUUAUGGAUGAGUUGAUGCUUAGCCAUGGUGCAAUGGUGUCACCAAUGUGUUUUCACGGUUGUAUUGUUCAUGUUCUGUAGCCAAAACCAACUGGGCGUGGCAUCGAAAUCGCCUUGUGGGUGUCGAUUUGCACCUGUUUCGAUUCUAUGAUUCAAGACUUGAUGAAACCUUAAUUUGCCUGGGAUAUCUAAUCUCAUUGGUUUGCAGCACGGAUUGAUUUGAAGAUCGUUCUUAGUUUUUSAUGCCUUAGAGCCUUCUUAAAGAACUUAAGCGAUUGGAUGAGAUGAGCGUGCAUCACUGCGGCCGACUAGAGGCGUUUAUAUCGCGCUGUUAUCGCGUGAAUGUCGCGUUAAACGCUAAUGUAUUGCAUCGAGUAUAAGACUAACGAUAUGUCGAUGAAAAAUCAAACUCAGUUAGUUGUAAACUGCUCCAACAACACUGCAAAACCUUUGAUUGAAUCGGAAAAAUUUCAAGUUAUCUCGCCAACUCCGAAAGUCCCGCUUCGCGGAAGAUGCAAUUCCGGUAUCGCUCAAGAUGACAAAAGCUACUGGAGUGUUAAAAAUCCCUGGAUGUUACGAGUCGCCGUCGUUUUUACCUUAGCAGUAGCUAUUGUGGUGUUUGCAACACUUCACAACAAACUACAUACAUCCUUUCAAACCACUUCACUUGAAGUUGAAAGACUAAAGACUUCAAUAGUGACAUUCGAGGAGCAAAUUAACGAGCUCCAGAGAAGUCUUCAGUGUGUUAAAUCGAUAAAUGGCACUGACAACAAAGGACGUAGAUGUCCAAGGCUAAAAGGCGAGAAAGAUCAAAAACCAAACACUCAGUCAUCAACAAAAGAUAAACAGAAAGAUGACAAUUCAGUACAUCCCAACGACGGCGGAUCGAGACGYAGUAAAAGUCGUCGUCGAACAGUGUUUGUACGAUGGGGAACGUCACAAUGUCGAACGAGUAACAAGUCGCACACAUCGCUAGUAUACAAAGGUCGCGUGGCGUCACCCAACUACCAGGACAAGGGUGGUGGAACGAACUAUUUAUGUAUGCCGGACAAAGCAUUGUAUACUAGUCUUGUAGAUAUAAGCAAUGCCGACCGAGGAUUCCUAUACCCAGUAAAGUUCGGUCCAGUUACUAAAGUGUUUAACAUGUUUGCUGAUAGAGCUCGUUUACAGCGUCUUCCAGAGGAGAAACGAAAGCUUCUGAACUACACYCUCGACUACAAAGAUGUGCCAUGCGCAGUAUGUAGGGUUGAUGGCGCAACUGCCGCGCUCAUGAUUCCAGCGUAUAAUGUUUGRCCUCCCACAUGGGACAGGCAAUACCAUGGUUAUCUAAUGUCUCAGAAACAUAACUCGGAGAAAUCCGAGUUGAUAUGUGUUGAUGUCGACGCUAGAGGGAUUCCGAAUACUGCSAACAAGAAUGCAGACUCAUUGUUACAUUUAACGGAGUACAAAUGUGGCUCGUCUCGAUGCGGCAGACUGCAACCGAGGAAAGCAUUGGCUUGUGCCGUCUGUACGACGUGACAGCGGUGUCGUGCCCCUCGCGUUUUCUUUUGGAGUCGACCAACGUUUAUGAAUUCGUUGGAUUAUGAUCUUAUUUAAUCGGAUAAAAUAGCACACCAGCGUAGCGGGCACUGUUUUUSUUAUGGAGAAAUGGAGAGAGAGGACCCGGAAGUGACGUCAUCACCGGAAGCAAUCACUCACCGGAAGUCAAUGGCAAUGAKAACACUGAUCCAAAGUCAUCGUUGUUGCAAUUGCACUAUAGUAAGAAGUGAUGGUUAUGAGUAUACCGCUGACUACUUAGGCAUGCGCAUACCGAGCGUCAUCGUUGUUUAAACUGYAUUAACUGGAAGCAUCGUGGCCAUACCUCUGUACAGUAACCAUUGUACUCACACGGCUCAUCACGAAUCAACGUAAUGUAACAUGUUGAAAGACAAAGUAAAAAACAAUCAUUUCAUUAUGGUUUUAGAAAACCAUAGACUUUCUAAAACUAAAAGAAAUAUAAGCUUUGUUUUAUUAUCAGAGUGGUUGCCACAAAGCAAAGGCAUCCAUAUGAUCAAAACCUUGUCAUAUUAUAUUUGACCAAAUAAGGUAAUAGUUACCAUAUAAGGAAAAAGUUUUCCACGACAGCUCAAAAUAAUUUGGCCGCUUGAAGGUUCAAUUUUAUAACAUAAUGCACCAAAAGAAAGCAAGGACCUAAAAACGGGUACAUCCAUAACAUUACAAACAGUAUUUCUGUUUMCAAAAAACUAAAUAAUUGAGUUUUCGUCUUUUUAGUAAAGCACAGGGAUACCGCUAUUCAAUAAGAAGAAUUAAUACUAAAAAUGGAGAAGACUAUCAACCCAAUCUGUCGACGAAAACGUCUUAAAUGCUUCAAAUAAAUCUGUGUACUUCGGAA